Messenger RNA from Bombus pyrosoma, 3111 nucleotides. RefSeq names its product dynein axonemal light chain 1-like. The coding region runs from base 2365 to 2985 and encodes 206 amino acids. The transcript is spliced from 4 exons. Lineage: Eukaryota; Metazoa; Arthropoda; Insecta; Hymenoptera; Apidae. Gene Ontology annotation, molecular function: protein kinase binding. Gene Ontology annotation, cellular component: cytoplasm. The record is from RefSeq and is a predicted model, not a curated record.
AUCUCCUAUGGACCUUGUAACAACAUCUCAAAGAGUGAGAAUGAUAAUGAAAGAAAGUAACGAAACAAUAGUUAAACAAGGGGAAACACGAAAUAAGACGAGAAAAAUAACAUUUUCUUUAGAUUUUAAGCUUUCACGAUGGUUGAUGGACGUUAUCCUUCUGGUUUUUUGGCAUCAAUCGCGUUGUGCCUUCGGAUGCCGGCUUCCGCAACGUCCACGAAAUGUUCGCGCAAAAGCGUAGCGCCUAACACGACUGAUCCCGAAAAGCCAAAAGCACGAUAGUUUGUCGUCGAAAGGGGAAAUAAUUUCGAACCUAGAGGUGCAUAAUCGUUUCGAAGAUAUCGACUUCCGGUUUUCGACGAUACACCCGCUCGAUGUCUACCGAUUAGCUGUUGCCAAGGUGAAUUUAUCGAUGUUACUUCGAGUAAGCGAACAAUGAAAAACGUUAUCGUCGUUGUCUGUUCGUUGUAUGAGUGGUGCGUGACGUGACAAUACUGCCAUCUCUCUUCGGCUGAUAGGGAUACGAUUAGGUGGUCGCGACGCUUUUUGAGCAAAGGCAACGGAAAUGAGAAACCAGGCGAAUUCUUGGACUCGGCCACGCGUCUUUUCUGCGCUAUAUUUUAAUGUAAGACUACCUGUCAUCCAGAUGGAAACGAAUGGCUCUAAUCCCGAGGGAUUAUUGUACUUCGGUGAUAAUAAAGAAGCGACACUUCAAAUCCUCCAUGUGUCUUUUCAUUCGUAUUUUUUUCGUAUUUUUAAUAUAGUCAUCUCUGUCGUUGUCGUUUUCGUUGUAUUCUUUAGUGUCAGUAACCUUUUAUUCUGUUUCGAUGGCAAUAAAGUAGCGAUGUGCAAAAGUUUCACACGUGUCUCUUCCUUCGAACUUUCCGUUUUUCCCCAACUUCCAAAUUACUCCUCCUAUUCGUUGCUCCUUUACGUUGUGCUAUCUAUCGUUCGAUCUUUUAUUGCACUUUGAUGACGAUGGAGCAGCGGCAUUCAAAAUCCGCCGCGUCUUCUCUCAUUCACGUUUCCCGCUAUUUGACAUUUGUUCUCCUCAAAACUUUUCCUUCGAUCGUCGUUUCGUCGUAUCUUUCGUUCCACCUCGACGAUGAUAAACAUACUACAAUAUCGAGAAUUCUUCGUGCAAUUUGUCUUUUCUCUUCUUGUUCCUUGUUAUUCCCUUGCAUCUUUUACCAUCAACAAGUACCAAGUUCGUGGUUUCUACUGGAUAUUUUAUAGGCAUGAAGACAAAGAGGUAUCCAGGUUCGUAAAUUUGUUUUCAGGAUAAAGGGUUACAAAUUAUGCAUCUCCAUAAACGAGAAGAAGGUCGCGUCUCGAUAAUCCUAGAAGUAAAAAGCUCUUCGUUUAUAAACUAUCCGGCAUACGUCAGUUCGUAACAAUAACUUUCAUAUAUUUAGAUUCUCAUAGUUUUUAAAUGGAUUUGAACAAUAUGGUUCCAACUACGUACCACGGCAAGGUAUAACACGUUUUAAGUUAAAAAUCGUAAAAGAAAUAAAUUCUGACAUUUGCGUAUCUUUCUUUAUCUGAUACUCCUUUAGCUAUUUUUAAUUUGCCAAAAAAUCAAUUUCACAGUUUCUUCGUAGAAAUUCUACAUCUGUAUGUAUCCCCGUACGCUGGAAAUUCAUUUGAAACUUCCAACAUAUUUGUCGAAGGUCUACAAGUUCUAAACUCGUUAUUAUCUCCUGGAAUCGAUGCGAUCUCGAGAUCGAUUUUAACGAGAGCCCUGAACUUUUCGGCUUCGGUAACGAAUGCACACGGUCCAAGUCGGAUCUCGAGACCUGUACUUUUUCCAUGUUAAUAUCGUCGUAAAUCUUAUUGGGACGCUUGGUUGAUAAAUAACGGCAGCCAGACGCAUGCGUCCAUGAGCAUCGAUUAUUUUGAUUGGUGCCAGAUAUUACCAGGCUCCAGUCGUGGCAGUUUGCCACGAGUCAAAACGAAUGUCGAAUUCUUGUAACCUCGAAAGCUCGGAUAAACGAUAACAAACGAUAUUCCGUCAAAUUUUGAAGAAAAAUGUUUCGCGCAUCCUUCGAAAUUGCACCGCGAAACGUGACCGAGUGAUAACGUCGAACACGAUCGAGGAAAAAUUUUAAGUUUACCGUGGUCAGGAGAUUCGAAUUGGAAUUUUUGCCCACCACUGACAUGCGUGAACAGAGUCGUUUGAAAAUUUAUGUGCUAAUACGUGGAACCUUUUAAUGGGAACGUGUACCGAUUGCUUGACCACGGGAGAUAUUUCGGUGGAAAAUUAAUGGUAUCGUCGAAAGUUUUCAUUUUCAGAGUUUCCUUUAAGGCAGAAACUAACGGCUUUUGCGAAAAAUUGAUCAAACUCGCUGAUGAACGAAGAAAAGUAUGACUACCAUAAAGCCAACCACCUGCAAAGAAGCUAUUCGACUUUGGGAGGAAGAGAACAAGCAGGAAGCUUCCACCGCGAAGGAGGUAAUUCUGAGCUUCCAAUGGCCUCCCAUAGAAAAAAUGGACAACGCUUUAGCGGUUUUGAUCAAUUGCGAGAAGCUCUCGCUCUCGACGAACAUGAUCGAGAAGAUUGCGGGAAUCGGAACACUGAAGAACCUAAGGAUCCUCUCGUUAGGACGUAACUUGAUAAAAGGAUUCGCUGGCUUAGAAGCAUUAGGCGACACUCUGGAGGAACUUUGGAUUUCGUACAAUUUGAUCGAGAAAAUGAAGGGAAUCAACGCGAUGAGGAAUCUGCGUGUUGUCUACAUGUCGAAUAAUUUGGUUAGGGAGUGGACCGAAUUUAACAAACUUCAGGAACUUACCAAUCUUCAGGAUCUCGUAUUCGUUGGAAAUCCAUUGUACGAGAGCUUAGAGGUGGAGAACUGGAGAUUGGAAGUCGCCAGACGUUUACCGACGUUGGAAAAAUUAGACGGUGAAUUAAUUAUACGGGCAGAAGAAUGCGCGAACGUGUCGCAAAAGCUUGAUAGUCCUCUGCAAACUCAGAAAUCAGUCGAGUAAAAUACCGUACAAUGAUGUGUUGACACGUUUGUAGAUCCUUUUUAAUUGUACUUUUCAUUUUUUGCAGUUUCUGAUUGAUAAUUUACUAAGACGCUUUAUUUGUAUAAUCUUUACUAUAUAUGUGUA